UCCCUGUUUCACUGUCCCCGCCUGAUCUCGGCGCCUAGAUCGAUCCUCUAAUAGCUCGGCGAACGGUCGGUCCCGGUAUCCAGGAUGGCUUCCACCCCCAGCAUCUUCCUGCUGAACGUUAACGGGCAGAUAGAGAGCGCGGAGUUUCCUGAAUUCGAUGAGCUUUACUGCAAGUACUGUUUUGUGUACGGACAUGACUGGGCCCCGACCUUGGGGGUGGAAGAAGGAAUAUCUCAGAUCACCUCUAAGAACCAGAGUAUUCAACCAAACCUUGUGUGGAAUUUUCCUUUUGAAAUCACAUUUAAAAGCACCAAUCCAUACGGCUGGCCGCAGAUUGUUGUCAGUGUCUAUGGGCCAGAUGUCUUUGGGAAUGAUGUAGUGAGGGGAUAUGGAGCAGUGCAUCUUCCGUUUACAUCCGGAAGACAUAAGAAAGUUGUCCCUAUGUUUGUCCCAGAGUCGUCAUCCGUGCUACACAAGUGCAUAAGUUGGCUAACAGGCCGCCGUCCAGAGUUUACGGAUCCAAAAGUUGUGGCUCAAGGCGAGGGGCGAGAAGUUACAAGAGUGAGGUCACAAGGAUUUGUCACCCUUACCUUCAGUGUGGUAACCAAGGAUCUAAAGAAGCUCGGAUACAACAACACAGCAACCAAUUUUCAAAGCACACCAAUUGUUCCUAAUCCCUAAAAACAGGACAAGCCAUCAUCAAAGCCAGAGCUUCUCACAAGUCCUCUUUUAGGCUCCUGAUCACUGUGGACUGUGUUUAUGCUGAUGUGUGAAAGCAAUUGAUUUUCAGACACUGUGCAGGGACAAUCAGAAGAAGGCAUCUGGCCACCUUGAAUACAUGAAAAAAAUACCCGGGCUUUUAUCAUCACAAAUGUAUAACUUUUUCUGUUUGAUUUUCUAGGUUUCCAUUUGUUUUAAGUUACAUUUUUGAUGUUUAAGUUGGAUACAGCGAUACCAGAAAACAAUGUUGUGAGACAGUCUGGGAGUUCACAGAACAGACAGUUGUAGUUGGACGUAUCUAUUACAGGCAUGUAGUUGUUUUGCAUCAAAUGAAAUUCUGUCAACAUGCUCAGUUGAUAGAUCAAUACAUCACUCAAUAACAUUGUAAAUUCUUAAUAGAUAUUGUAGAGUCAGUAAGAAAUGUGCUGUGUGGCUACCAAAUAUUUUUUCCAUCUUCUCUAACCUGGAACUUAAAGCCACACAUUUUGUUUUAUUCUCAAUUAUUACAAUGGCCAUGAGCUGGUUUUUCUUAAUGAUUUAGAAAACUAUGGACCAACCAACUCCUGCCACCAUCGAUAGGUGUGUGGAACUCUCCCGAAAGUCAAGGCUGAUAUUUCCUGGUCUCCUUCGUGAAUACUCAAUGAUAAAGAGAGAUUACUUUUCUUUUAGUCAUGUGAUGCACAUUUUAUAUUUUAAUAUCUCCGUUUAGAUGGAUAUGUUAUGUUACACGUACAAUCAAAGCAUUAGGAGAUCUAAGCUCAAAGGGCUAAGGCAUAUUACCACUUCUCAACAUUGCUUGAGUCUGCCCAACUCAACUCACAAAUCGUAAGGACCUCACGUAAAUUUUCUUUAUUUCACAAAGCACUGUGUAUAAUAAGCAGCAAUCCCCAUGUAACAUGUUGUGUGCCUUACCUAGCAAGUGGUAAAUUAUUAAAAACUAAACCACGGCACCAUGCCACUCUAGGAACCAUAACCACUACCGUGCUAUGGAGUAGUAAUGGUAACUAGAGAGUAAAACACAAACCUCGUUAAUUGAUGGAGGCUGCCUAUUUUAUUUUGUUGUUUAUGAAGUAAAGAUUUUAAAAAAUCCUGGGGGGACUAUUCGGUUCUUUGUACCUUUCGCAUUUUUCAUCUUGUAAUAACAUUUGCAAUCUCCAUGCCCUUUCUCUUGGUCCAAAGAGCUAUUUGGCUGCUAGUUACAAACCUAUUAGCUCUUUUCUUGGUUUUACUGGGUAACUGGGCCGGUCAUCCUAAUAAUGUCCAUUUUAAGGAAGUAUUAAAAUGUAAUCAAUACAUCAUGCAAGUGUUCUCACGAGCAAGUGUAUUAUAUAUUAAUGUUAGUUUGCUUCCUGAUCUGGUUAGCGAGAUGAACCACAGAAUAAUGUGCCCAUGGCCAUCUGUAUUGUCUUUUGGGAUUGAGCUGCAAGCUCUGUCUGAUGUAUCUUGGUGCUCUCAUAUCUCAUUGACCAGCAAGGCUGCUUUAUAUCCCUAUUCAACUAGACCCUCCAAUAGCUAGAAACAUUUUAUCUAUACAUGCACAACCAUUUGCCUAUCAUUAUAUAUCCGUAUGUGCGCCAACAAACCCUUAAUAAGAAUUUAAGGUCCUGUAAUCCUUAUGACAAGAACAUAUAUGUUGAAAAUCUGCAGCUGUAUAGCUACGAUUGCCUACUUCUGUCCAAUUUGUUCAUUUUCUUCCCAUCACAGCGGGAUUUACUUCUUACUUGUGAUAUCUACAUGUCAAUUUAUGCUAAAGUCCCUGUAAAUCCUGGGAUAUUUUUUAGUCAUUGACGGCUGGUUUGAAGAAUAUUUUAUUUAAUAUGAAUUUAGUUCAAAAAGCCAAAAGCCUUCAUUUUCAAAGCACCCUUGACAAAAUUCAGGUCUUUCCUUUUUCUGAAUAUGCAAUAAGUAUUGAGUCGGUCAGGCAAAUAGCUUCUAUUUAUACCAAAGCAAGAGAAACAUAUUUCUUAAGGUCAACCACUUUAUAUGCCUGACUAUUGUAUGUGCUUUUAUUCCCUUGAAGGUCAAAGAAAUAUCUUUCGAUAAUAUAUCCAUUUCUAAAGAAGCAUCAUUGUACAUAAGCACAUAUUAACUCUUUUAGUGACUCUAGGGUCUGUUGCUCAGUACAUCCAUCAGUACCUAAAAGUCCCGGGACACUGUCGCUAAUUGACCCUUUUCUGCAGAAGACAUAUGUCAAGCAUCAUGUUCGGCCUCAACACUGGGUGAUGUACAAAUAUAUAGGAUUUCUGGAUUUUCCCGCUAAUGCUGAAAAAGUAUCUUGCAAUCUUUUUUCUUUAAUAGUUUCAAUAGGCUCCCCAUUAGAAGAAAACUAUUUUGCACUAAUCAAUGGAA
Pelobates fuscus (common spadefoot toad) is the source of this 3069-nucleotide messenger RNA. It is a transcript of the gene B9D1, whose product is annotated as B9 domain containing 1. The transcript has 7 exons. The record is from RefSeq and is a predicted model, not a curated record. Gene Ontology annotation, biological process: cilium assembly. Bases 85 to 681 code for a protein of 198 amino acids. Gene Ontology annotation, cellular component: MKS complex. Lineage: Eukaryota; Metazoa; Chordata; Amphibia; Anura; Pelobatidae.